CCUUGCCAUUGCCUCCUCCCCCUCGGUAAAAGGAGUCAGACUACCGACGAGUUGUACUGAUCUCCGAGUGGCAGAAAGAGACGAGCCACGCAUCCCGUCGGAGAAUUCUCCACAUUGACAAUUAUCAUGGUUCUAAAAAUAAUGCCGAUUCUGUGGGCAGCUGUGGUAAUUAUUGCACCUCAGCCUCUGUGUGACCCCUUGACUCAGUACGGACUUAAUGGAAAGUGUUGCCAAAUGUGUCCUCCAGGCACUAGCAUGUCUGACUUGGGCACAUGCACAACUCCUCAGUGCCUCCAAUGUGACGAGGACGAGUAUCAAGACACAUACACGACGGACACAAAGUGUAAACGUCAGCCGUACUGCGACCCAAACAAAAACUUUCAGAUUUCGGUGCAGACGAGCAAAACCCAGAAAAACACCUGCACGUGUAAACUUGGAUCCCAUUGUUCCAGUAAAGCGUGUUUCACCUGUGUACCUCACAGGCGUUGUGAGCCCGGAUGGGGGGUGCUAUUUAAAGGAAACCAUACUCAUGACACGGUGUGCCAUAAAUGUCCUGAUGGCACAUUCUCCAGCCAGACCUCAUGGGACAGCGAAUGUUGGAUAUGGACCAAGUGCGAGAGCGGUUAUGUGAUCAUGCAAAGCGGAUCGGCCCAAUCUGAUGUUGUGUGUGAGAAGAACCAGCGGACACACAUAGUCAUCGCCUGUCUUUUGGUACCUUUGAUCGGGAUUAUGCUAUUGGCUGUAAUGAAGAUUUGGCACACAAAACGUAGACAAAAAGAUUUCAAAGGAAAGGGCUGCAAUGAGGCGUGCGUGCAGCAUGACAAAGAGGUGUUACUAAUCCCUAACGGCAUCCAUGAAGCGCCCAUGUCGCCUGGAGUGCAGGUGUCGCUGGCAGACAGCAGCAGCGCGGGGGAACCCGAAGAGAACGAGGACGGUCCCGGUCUACCGGUCCUGGGAGAUGUACUCUUAAGCGAUAAAGGCAAUUUCGUGACGCAGGAGAACGGAAAAGCGGAAGUGCUAUCCCGUCAAGAAUCACAAAGCAGGACUGAGACCAGUGGAUUGUCUAUUUGAGAUCUUUGCUGAAUGGCGGUUACUUGUUUCUGCACAUGCUUGACAGACACCUAUGUCACCUUUAUCUAUCAAAUGCAUUCACUCCCAGAUUGCAUCACACUCUUUCAGAGCUAAAAUCAAAGAUGUGGAGUUUAAUGCCUGACAUGAGUGUGUGGACUCAUAGUUUAACACAGUUUUACACUUUGCAGACUGAACUAAUUAUCUGUCAACAGGAUUGUGAAAUAUUUGAUGCAAUAUCCUGUUUUCAGUUGUUAAAGGCAAAGGUGAGAAAAACUUAUUUGCUAAUUUUGCAGAGUCUCUAAUUUAUUUGUUCACUUUUGUGAGAGUUACAUGUGGUAAAGUGUUAUCUUGUGUGUUAGUCUUGGUGCUGAACUCUACAAUAAAUGUUGUGUUUAUCUGUA
Syngnathus typhle (broad-nosed pipefish) is the source of this 1472-nucleotide messenger RNA. RefSeq names its product CD40 molecule, TNF receptor superfamily member 5 (gene cd40). Lineage: Eukaryota; Metazoa; Chordata; Actinopteri; Syngnathiformes; Syngnathidae. The record is from RefSeq and is a predicted model, not a curated record. Gene Ontology annotation, cellular component: external side of plasma membrane; CD40 receptor complex. Gene Ontology annotation, molecular function: CD154 receptor binding; antigen binding. The coding region runs from base 127 to 1071 and encodes 314 amino acids. The transcript has 9 exons. Gene Ontology annotation, biological process: positive regulation of isotype switching to IgG isotypes; inflammatory response; response to type II interferon.